Onychostoma macrolepis is the source of this 1090-nucleotide messenger RNA. It is a transcript of the gene txnl4a, whose product is annotated as thioredoxin-like 4A. NCBI's taxonomy places the organism in Eukaryota, Metazoa, Chordata, Actinopteri, Cypriniformes, Cyprinidae. The transcript has 4 exons. The record is from RefSeq and is a predicted model, not a curated record. Gene Ontology annotation, cellular component: U4/U6 x U5 tri-snRNP complex; spliceosomal complex; U5 snRNP. Gene Ontology annotation, biological process: mRNA splicing, via spliceosome. The coding region runs from base 148 to 576 and encodes 142 amino acids.
UCUCCGAUCCAGCAGAGGGCGAUAAUGACAUCUGUACGCACUGUGCACUAGCCGCCUAGCUGCACUACUUAAAACUGUAAUACAUCGCUUAAUCUACACGUCCAGGUUAAUUUAAAUUGUGAGAAGUGUGUUUGGAUAUCCAUCAAAAUGUCGUACAUGCUCCCUCAUCUUCACAAUGGCUGGCAAGUGGACCAGGCUAUUUUAUCAGAGGAAGACCGUGUGAUUGUUAUACGAUUUGGACAUGAUUGGGACCCUACGUGUAUGAAAAUGGAUGAAGUAUUGUACAGCAUCGCCGAAAAGGUGAAGAAUUUUGCUGUCAUUUAUCUUGUGGACAUCACAGAAGUGCCAGAUUUCAACAAGAUGUACGAGUUGUAUGAUCCUUGCACAGUCAUGUUCUUUUUCAGGAACAAGCACAUCAUGAUUGAUCUUGGCACUGGUAACAACAACAAGAUAAACUGGACCAUGGAAGACAAGCAGGAGAUGAUAGACAUUGUUGAGACCGUCUACAGGGGGGCGAGAAAAGGACGAGGUCUCGUAGUGUCCCCUAAAGAUUACUCAACCAAAUACAGAUACUAAUCUCUGUGCACUCAUUUAGUCUUUGCGAUUUUAUUUCUUCUCAUCAACAUUGGACAAGAUCUGAGCAUUGAGCAGUAUGGUCAUUUGGACUAUUUAAUGGCCUUGUUUUGGAUUUUCAACUUUAUAUUUAAGUGUUACACUGUUGCAGUUAUGGUCACCAGUCUUUUAUAAUUUUGUCCUUCUAAAAAUGUCACUGUAUAUUAAAUGGAUGAAUAAAUAUUGAUUGUGUUUCUGCUGUUUUCUAAACUGUAAUUUACCAUGACAUCAUUAAUUAUUAGGUCUAUCCAUAUUAAACAUGUCAGAAUUAAAUAUGUUCAGAUAAAAUGCUCAAGGACAUAACCUAGCAUGGAGACAAAACUAGUAAUAAAAAAAAAAUGUAUAUGUGUGUCUGCAUCUCAAAAAAUUACAAUAUCAUGAAAGUUUUUUUUUUUUUGUAACUUAUUUUUGUACCAACAAUUCUGACCAUGUGUGUAUUCUAGAUUCAUUACAUGUAAAGUAAAACAUUUCAAAAGUU